AAUUAAGCUUGAACUCUGACUCAACUUCAACUGAUCCUGCCUAUUGUUUCUUGAUCCAUCUCUACAAAUUAAUCCAGCGCUCAGCCUAUUCAACAAAAGGAGAAAUGCCUUCCCCACAACGAGUAGUCCUGUCUGCCAUUCUGCUGGGCGGAGCCUUAGCUACCGGCCCACCAAGCUCCCAGAACUGUUCAAAAGUUUGCGAGUCAGUCAGCAAAUUGUACCCUUCCGAAAUUGUAUUCCCCUCUUCACCCGGCUUCCAGACCGUUCAGCAAUCUUACUGGAACUUGUUCCAACGUGAGGCUGCACCGUCUUGCUUUUUCCAACCUACCACGAGCGAGCACGUCUCGAAAGCUAUAACCCAGGUGGUCAAGGAAGAUUGCCACUUUUCUAUCAAGGGGGGUGGCCACUCUUCCAAUGUUGGAGCCUCCAGCAUCACCGGUGGCUUUCAGUUCGACCUCGCCAAGCUGAGAGAAUUCAAAGUCUCAGACGACAAGAAAUCCGUGACUGUGGGCCCAGGAUGGCGCUGGGGUGAAUUGCUCCAGCAGCUAGAGCCACUUGGAGUCAUCGCAGUCGGGGGCAGGGAUACCGGUGUCGGUGUUCCUGGUUUCGUGUUUGGUGGCGGUUUAUCAUAUUACUCAGCCCUUUAUGGCUGGGGUAUAGACAACCUCAUCUCGACAGACAUUGUGCUUGCGGAUGGCUCUCUUGUGACUGCCAACCAGACGUCUCAUCCUGAUCUUUUCAAAGCCUUGCUUGGAGGCGGUGCACACAACUUUGGCAUCAUCACAGCCCUCAAGCUUGAACUACAUCCUUAUGACGGAAUGUGGGGCGGUUAUGUUCUCCAUAAGGGCGAUCAGAUCGAUCACAUCUUCGCAGCCUAUGAGAAGUUCUUCCAUAAGCUGCAGAAAGAUCAAAAAGGCCAUAUGAUCUUAGAUAUCACCCGCGUCAAUGGAUCAAUUGCAGCUGUUGAGUUCAUCGGCUAUCCGGAGCCAGUCGAGAAUCCCCCUCUAUAUAAUAGCAUUUAUGCUCUCUCAAGCUCUGCUAAUACGCUCCGUCUGGCUAAUUAUACCGACCUUGCAGCGGAAAUGGCCGUGGUAACCAACUCAAGGGGCCUACGUAACACAUACCGGACCUUGACCAUUGAGUAUGAUGCUGAGCUGCUCAGAGAGAUCUUCGACACCUGGGCUGAGAUCACCGAACCUCAUGCUGCGGUAAUUACUGCAAGCUUGGAUAUCAACGUAAUCACCAGUCAGAUGAGGAAUAGGUCAUCUCGUACUAUCAAAAACACUUACGGUCUCGGAGGGGCUACCAACCAGCUGAUUAUCGUCAUGUUCUCAUUGUCCUGGGAUGAUGGCGCACAAGACACGACCAGUCAUCGUUUAGUACAAGAUUUAGGAAAUGCUGUCGAAAACCUUGCCGACCAAGUUGGCAAAUUGAAGCGCUUCAGGUAUAUGAACUAUGCUCACAUAGAGCAAGAUGCUAUUGGGAGCUUUGGAGACAGUAACAAAAAGUUACUGAAGCAUGUCGCCAGAACCUAUGACCCUCAUGGUGUGUUUCAAUGGUUGCAGCCAGGGGGCUUCAAGCUGGAUGGUCAGAAAAGCUAGGCCGUUUUACGCGGAGGGGACUGGAUAAGAAGGCUGUCAUCUUCGAAGUAAUAUAGCUCUAGUUAAACUUCU
Fusarium odoratissimum NRRL 54006 is the source of this 1673-nucleotide messenger RNA. RefSeq lists its product as uncharacterized. The transcript is spliced from 3 exons. Gene Ontology annotation, molecular function: FAD binding. The record is from RefSeq and is a predicted model, not a curated record. NCBI's taxonomy places the organism in Eukaryota, Fungi, Ascomycota, Sordariomycetes, Hypocreales, Nectriaceae. The coding region runs from base 105 to 1601 and encodes 498 amino acids.